Molecule: messenger RNA, 1029 nt
Organism: Purpureocillium lilacinum
Lineage: Eukaryota; Fungi; Ascomycota; Sordariomycetes; Hypocreales; Ophiocordycipitaceae
Source: RefSeq, a predicted model, not a curated record
AUGACUCUCGAUAACACGCAGCCUGCCGGGGAGAACCCUAUCAGGGGCUUCACUGUUGACUACCUCGGCGAGCAGCUGGCGAAUAACUCGUGCAGCCAUCGAGAUCUGGGCUUCGCUGGCUCCAUCGCCGGACAGUGGUUCGCAGUGUAUGGCGACACGCUGUGGGCUGCUCCGGGUGUGAGCCAUCCAGCGGACGACGUGGAUGGAUUCCAUGGCAUGGUGAGGAACUCGGUAUCGAGGCUUGGACCAGACCCCCUGGUGGUUCACGACCUCAACCUGAACGAAAGGCAGCGGCAGAACCAGUUUGCACAGUGGAAAGAAGAAUGGGGAGAGACCAAUACCACGGGAUUCGGCGGCACGUCUAUCGUCGAGACGGAUCCCCAGGCAGGAGAGGGGGCUGUCUUCUUCCUCGUCAACAACAACGAGGACUACACCCACGCAGGAAUCGCCAAAGUCAGACUCGAAAACGGGACCCCUGUCGCUGAGCGCCUCGGCAAAGGCUGGUGGGACACUUCAGAGAACGCAAAGUACGGCGACAUCGCAGCGUACAGAGACGUCAACAGCGACUACAUCUACGCCCUUGGCCACCCGCCGAAGCAGUUUGACGGCAAGUUCAUCGAGAGCCAGUACGUCUAUCAGGCGCGCGUGAAGGCGAACCAGGCCUUCGAUUUGAACGAGUACGAAUACUGGUGGGGUCGACAGCAAGGAUGGAAACGAGAUAGGCUCACGUCGUUUACGCCCGAAACGGCGGUGAUGUGGGGUGUUGGACAGGGUCAAAUCGUUUACAGCAACUACUUCAAGACAUAUCUGUAUGUCCAUGUCACUGGUGCCACGGUGGCCAUAAAGACAGCACCCAAGCCUGAGGGUCCAUGGUCCGAGGGCAGGGAGCUCUUUACGGCAACCCCCAUUGACGGAGGGCUCGUUUAUGCCGGCGUGGCGUAUCCGUACCUUGAUGAAAGUGGGAAGACGUUGACCAUCGCAUACACCAACAACAAUCACAUCCAGGUGAUCAAGGCCACAUUUGAAUAG